AGGAAAGAAUGACACUGUCUAACAGAAAACCUUUUCACUGGUUACAUACGUGUUGUUUUCAAAGUAAUGAGUUAUUCAAACCAAGAAUAACAUGCACUAAAGAAGGAAUAUGUUACAAGUUUGCAUCUCGCAAGUCCGAGAGUUGCUUUUCUCGACAUAACAAGAAGUGGCCAAACAACCUAAAAUUGGCGCGCGCUUUGCGGUGUCUUUUUUCUACCAACGAUGUUCAACCGAUAUAUUUGACGCAAUCUCUAUUGGCAUAUACACCUUCGGCAUCACUAUUACAGUUUACUAGCAGUUUAAGUGGACUAGCAGUGCUUGCUUUGGUUAUCAUCGUUCAUGAAGCUGGACAUUUCUUCGCUGCAAGACUACAAGGCAUUCGAGUGAAAAACUUUUCCAUAGGUUUUGGUCCUUCUUUUCUUUCGUACAAACCGAAAAACUCGGAAACUGAAUUCUCCUUGCGCAUGAUACCAUUGGGAGGUUUUGUUUCCUUUCCUGAAGAAACCACAAAGGACGAGUCAACAGGAGAAACACAAAAGUUAUCAGAUCCUAACCUUCUUUCUAACAGACCUGUUGGACAACGAGCUAUUGUAAUAUCUGCGGGUGUAAUUGCCAAUAUCUUUUUUGCUUGGAUUUCAUUGUUCAGUUCCAUCAGUAUAUUCGGUAUGGCAGAACCAUCCUUUUCACCUGGAGCAGUUGUUAUGAAUAUUCAGAAUUUGGAUGGACCAGCAAGUCAAGCUGGUUUACAACCCAACGAUGUCAUUGUGGAGCUACAAGGAGAACCCAUACCUGCAUCUGGUAUGUCAGCAAAGAUAUUGGCUGAUAAUAUUCGUUCAAGUGGAGGUAAAGUAUUACAGAUUACUAUCAAAAGAGGAAAUGAAUAUCGCUCCAUUGAAUUGAAGCCUGAAUGUUGUAACAAAAAUGGAGAAGCUACUUUAGGAGGAGUAGAGUUGAUUCCCAACAUGAAAAUCAGUCGACAGCGUCCCACGAGUAUAUGGAAUAGUAUUGAGUUGACUCAUUCGGAAUUUGUACGGUUUUCAGGUCAAGUUUUUGGUGGCUUGUAUCGUCUGGUUACUCAUUUUCGUCAAUCUUCAAGUGGUUUAGCUGGACCCAUUGGAGUAGUAAGUAUGGGAGCUGAAUUGGCUAAGAACGAUGCGGCUUCCCUUUUUUCAUUUGCUGCAGCCAUAUCUAUCAAUUUGGCUUUGAUCAACUCCCUUCCUAUACCUGCUUUGGAUGGUGGUCAAAUGUUAUUUUUGUUAUGGGAAGCCAUUCGAGGAGUACCUUUACCGUUGCGGGUUCAAGAUGCUGUAAAUAGGACAGCAUUAUUCUUGUUUCUAGUUGCAAGUGGGUUUCUCUUAAUAGGAGAUUUGGAUCGGUUGCAUAUUUUGCCAUCGAUAUUCAAAUAAAUGGACUCAACAUUUUUCUUUCAUAAUGGCUUUCAAAGUUUUUGGUUUUCUUGGUGGAUGUUUGUGAUA
Galdieria sulphuraria is the source of this 1475-nucleotide messenger RNA. RefSeq names its product membrane-associated zinc metalloprotease. Lineage: Eukaryota; Rhodophyta; Bangiophyceae; Galdieriales; Galdieriaceae. Gene Ontology annotation, cellular component: membrane. The record is from RefSeq and is a predicted model, not a curated record. The coding region runs from base 9 to 1406 and encodes 465 amino acids. Gene Ontology annotation, biological process: proteolysis. The transcript has a single exon. Gene Ontology annotation, molecular function: metalloendopeptidase activity; protein binding.